AUUUGACAGCUGACAGCUUUUCUUUCUUGAACUUCAACUUCCCAAGCAACUGCACGCAGAUUUUGUCAUUAUUACCUUGUUUACUGCAUUAUUGAUCCCUGCGCUAGCAACAAUUGUUCAGUAUCAACAACCAUGGCUGUUCUGGCGGCUGCCGCACUCUUGGAUGAGUUAAUGGGCCGCAAUCGGAAUGUUGCGCCAAACGAAAAAGGCAAAGAACUCAACUGGGAAGAUCCAGAGUAUUGUAAAUAUUUCCUGGUAAAGUUUUGCCCCCACGACCUAUUUGUGAACACACGCGCCGAUUUGGGUGCAUGUUCCAAAGUCCAUGACGAAGAAGUGAAGAAACUCUUUGACCAAGCAAAAUCACACAAGAAAAUCUUCUACCUUGAAGAAUUCGUGCGGUUUUGCAGCUCGAUGAUCAACGAAGUCGAUCGUAAAAUCGUCAAAGGCAAGCAACGACUCGCCCUGAGUGGAAAAGGUGAAAUUUCUUCAUUAACUCCAGCACAAACACAGAAAAACUUAGAUCAGAUUAAUUUACUAAACGAGCGCAUUAACGGUUUGGUGGAGGAGGCUGAACAGGCGGGUAACCAAGGUAAUGUUGAGCAGGCUCAAGGGUUGAUGAAAUUGUGUGAUCAGUUGAAAGAUGAGAGGGAUAACUUGAAGAAGAUGAAUGAUAACAGCCAUUGGAGUGCUACAGCUGAGUUGGCAGCUGCGCAAGAGAAGCAGAUGGAGGUUUGUCAGGUAUGUGGCGCGUUUUUGAUUGUGGGGGAUGCACAACAACGAAUUGAUGAUCACCUUAUGGGGAAACAACAUGUUGGUUAUGCAAGGUUAAAGGCAGCCAUUGAUGAGAUUCAAGAGUUGAUUGAUAACGAAAGACGGAGUAAUACCGAGAGUGGAAGUUUAAAUACUGUGCGAGAUCGUCGAGGGAUGCAUCAUCAUCGAAAUAAACGUGAUAAUAGGAAUGAAAAAAUUUCAAGGGAUUCUCGUGAUAAACCCCGAAGGGAUUCGAAUACCAACGGACGCGAUCGGCGAUCACAUCACUACGAUGCUUACCGAGAAAGAGAUCGUUCUGAGCGUGGCAGUGACCGUCAAUCAUCUCGCCACUCACAUCGCCGUUAGUUUUUCGGUUGGUGGCAUAACAAUACACCAAACAAUCGACAAAUAAUACCAGUAAGAGAUGACCGCUCACAGGUAGGUGCCGCAUUACCGGGCGGCAACCCACGUCACACCUGUUCAAUCAAAUUGAUGAUGAAAAUCUGUGUCGCGUUGGUUGCUUCCAUUUUCUUUUCAGUCGAAAAUUUUUUUAUCACACGAAAACCGCGCUGCAGGUUAGUGCUCAUCAGCAAACUUCUCUUACACGAUAUAUUACACUUGAUAACAGCAAAUCUCUUUCAUUGUCAAGUAUUGCUGAGUGUGGAAUUUUAUGUCAACGAUACGAAAAUAACAAAUUGCUACAAGUUGUGUCGGUUGUAUAGCCUCUGAAUAUGCAACCGGCGCAACUGUUUUGUUUAAUUCUUUCUUUUGUUUUAAUUGUUGCGCGGCUGCGCGAGAUAUAAAUGUAUUUCGGUGCAGAAAAUGUCCCUUCGUAUGACAAGAAUGAAAUGCCGUCUCACAUAGCGCACGAUGGAGGUAUUUAUGUAUAAUUCUUAUGUUAAUGUUGUUUUUUUUUUACUAUAUGAUUAUUAUUAUUACACCUACGACUUAUAUGCUUAGGAGAGACGUCGCCGAUUGUUAAUUAUUUGAUGCUGAUGCAAAGAUGGCGGCCGGGGUUAAUGCGUUGUUUGGAUUUUUCCAGUUUCGAAAUGUGCAUACACAGUAGGUCCAUCAGCGAAGUACGGUCGAAUGGUUAUUGGAGGCAUCCACGUCUAAUUGAUAACUCUGCAAAGCAAUCUGCAGACCUAAAGGUGAUUUUGUUUGAUUCAUUUACACGUAAAGAUCAAUGCAAUACCGUAGUUUCAAGACCUAAUAUUAACUUUAAUAUUAUCUUACUUGCAUUGGAGUUAUAAAUCUUAUAAAUUAUAGACAUAUACAUAUUUCUUAAUAAAUAUAUUCAGACAUAA
Messenger RNA from Dalotia coriaria, 2057 nucleotides. Its product is annotated as luc7-like protein 3. The record is from RefSeq and is a predicted model, not a curated record. The transcript is spliced from 5 exons. The coding region runs from base 133 to 1116 and encodes 327 amino acids. Gene Ontology annotation, cellular component: U1 snRNP; U2-type prespliceosome. Lineage: Eukaryota; Metazoa; Arthropoda; Insecta; Coleoptera; Staphylinidae. Gene Ontology annotation, biological process: mRNA splice site recognition. Gene Ontology annotation, molecular function: mRNA binding.